Messenger RNA from Prunus avium (sweet cherry), 1188 nucleotides. It is a transcript of the gene TSA1, whose product is annotated as tryptophan synthase alpha chain. The record is from RefSeq and is a predicted model, not a curated record. Gene Ontology annotation, molecular function: tryptophan synthase activity. Lineage: Eukaryota; Viridiplantae; Streptophyta; Magnoliopsida; Rosales; Rosaceae. Gene Ontology annotation, cellular component: chloroplast; cytosol. Gene Ontology annotation, biological process: L-tryptophan biosynthetic process.
UUCAACGGCCGAGACAAUAUAUAAGAUAAGGAGGAGAGAAUGAUGGUGAGUUGAGAAGUGAGAGUCCAAGUGUACAAACACAGAAGAAGGCCAACUGGAAGAAAAAACCCUACAAAAGCCUCACUGGGCCUACUGAAAUAUACUCAACCUAAUGGCUGCUUCUUCUCUUAAACCUGCAGCUGGUUUUCUGCAACUGAAGAAGCCUCAAAACCCAUUGCUUCUUCGCUCUCCAUCUCAAGCAUCCACACUUUCACUCAAGAAAUUUACUCCAAUGGCUGCUCUCACCACCACCCCAGCCGUCGGUCUCUCCCAAACCUUCACAAAGUUGAAGGAGCAAGGCAAGGUUGCAUUGAUUCCUUACAUCACUGCUGGUGAUCCCGAUCUUUCAAUCACGGCAGAAGCAUUGAAGGUACUUGAUUCUUGUGGUUCAGACAUAAUCGAAUUAGGUGUGCCAUAUUCUGAUCCAUUAGCAGAUGGUCCAGUUAUACAGGCUGCAACCACCCGUUCCUUGGCAAAAGGGACCAAUCUGAAUUCAAUUGUUACAAUGUUGAAGGAGGUGAUUCCACAAUUGUCUUGCCCAAUUGCUCUCUUUACAUACUAUAACCCAAUAUUGAAGCGUGGAAUUGGAGAAUUCAUGUCCACCAUUAGAGACGUUGGUGUACAUGGGCUUGUGGUUCCAGAUGUUCCAUUGGAAGAGACAGAAAUUUUGAGAAAGGAAGCUGUGAAACAUAAUAUUGAAUUGGUAUUACUAACUACGCCCACUACGCCAAUUGAUCGGAUGAGGGCCAUUGCUGAAGCUUCAGAAGGAUUUUUGUACCUGGUGAGCUCGAUCGGAGUUACCGGUGCCCGUGCAUCUGUGAAUGAACGAGUUCCUUCUCUUUUGAAGGAAAUUAAAGAGGCAACGUCAAAGCCUGUGGCAGUUGGUUUUGGCAUCUCAAAGCCCGAACAGGCGAAACAGGUAGCAGGAUGGGGAGCUGACGGUGUCAUUGUUGGCAGUGCAAUCGUGAAACUGUUGGGUGAAGCCAAAACUCCCGAGGAAGGGUUGAAGGAACUAGCAAUUUUCACCAAGUCUCUAAAAUCUGCACUCCUGUGAUCACAUUCUCUGAGAUUUUGAUUUUUUUUUUUUGGGCUUUUGGACCACAAAUUAGUCAUCUUUACUGCGAAAGCUGACUUCUUCAAGGCAUUAUA